This is a messenger RNA of Homarus americanus (American lobster), 772 nucleotides long. RefSeq lists its product as uncharacterized. The transcript has 2 exons. Lineage: Eukaryota; Metazoa; Arthropoda; Malacostraca; Decapoda; Nephropidae. The record is from RefSeq and is a predicted model, not a curated record. The coding region runs from base 50 to 616 and encodes 188 amino acids.
AAUGGCGUAUCUUGUGACUGUCUAUGGCCAGACGCCAUAACCUUGUCUAAUGGUGACAGUGCCAAUUUCUCUGAACCUGACCUCCUCCGCCACGACGAUAGGAUCAUCCCGGCUCAUUUCAUCACCUACUUGGCGUACCACAGGGAAAAGCGCAGGUUCCUCCGCUCAACCCUCUUCUGUUCUGAGUCGUCCUUGGAGAUAUGAACGUCGAGGAACACAUCAGAGGAACCCCCGUCAAGUAUAUCUCGGUGGAGGAGGAGGUCUAAUGCCCUCUACUCCAAACUGCGUCCUUAAGCAAACAGGACCUGGCACUUGGGAUCACCUGGCAUUAUUGGCACCUUCAUUGCCUCUACAUAAUGACUCGGCUAAUGCCUCCGUAGAUUCGGCCUCCCCAGACCCCCAGAGAUCUUCGCUGUCCACCAAUUAUUGUAGGAGUCCAAGAAUGUCCCUCUCCAAGCUAAGUAUGUCCAGGAGUCACCGUCACAACAACUGCUGUCAGUGUGCAGCUGGGGACUUGGCUCAAACAGUAACAGUUGCCACCAUCAACAACAGACGCAGAUCAUCAACUAUACACCUGUGUCUUAGGGGAAACUUACACCAGUUUAAUGAUGUGUAGGACAGGUGUUUAUCAUCCUACACCUGUUUAAUGAUGCGUAGGACAGGUGUUUAUCAUCCUACACCUGUUUAAUGAGGUUUAGGACAGGUGUUUAUCAUCCUACACCUGUUUAAUGAUGUGUAGGACAGGUGUUUAUCAUCCUACACCUGUUUAAUG